CAGAGAACUAGGUAUAAAAGAGGGCUCUGCAAGGGAGACGCUCUGAAGAACUUAUGGCAGGAAUGGAGAGGCUACAUCGUAUGUUUGCUGGCGCCGGCGGAGCCCUCGGCCACCCUCCGCCUGACUCUCCUACCCUGGACACUUCCGAACAAGUCUACAUCUCAUCACUUGCGCUUCUCAAAAUGCUCAAACACGGUAGGGCGGGUGUUCCGAUGGAAGUGAUGGGGCUGAUGCUGGGGGAGUUUGUGGAUGAGUACACCGUGCGUGUAGUGGAUGUCUUUGCGAUGCCGCAGAGUGGAACUGGGGUCAGCGUUGAAGCUGUGGAUCAUGUUUUCCAGACAAAUAUGCUUGACAUGCUCAAGCAAACUGGCAGACCUGAGAUGGUGGUCGGAUGGUAUCAUUCACAUCCUGGUUUUGGAUGCUGGCUUUCUGGUGUUGACAUAAAUACUCAACAGAGUUUUGAAGCUUUGAACCAGCGGGCAGUAGCAGUGGUGGUGGAUCCGAUUCAGAGUGUUAAAGGAAAGGUGGUAAUAGAUGCCUUCCGGCUGAUUAACCCCCAAACUAUGAUGCUUGGUCAAGAGCCGCGGCAAACAACAUCCAACUUAGGGCAUCUUAAUAAGCCAUCUAUCCAGGCUCUGAUUCAUGGGUUGAAUAGGCACUAUUACUCCAUUGCCAUAAAUUACAGAAAGAAUGAACUUGAGGAGAAGAUGUUGCUGAAUCUCCACAAGAAAAAAUGGACAGAUGGAUUAACUCUCCAGCGAUUUGAUACCCACUCGAAAACAAAUGAGCAGACAGUCCAGGAGAUGUUAAAUCUAGCUAUCAAAUACAACAAAGCUGUACAGGAAGAGGAUGAGUUGACUCCGGAAAAGCUUGCAAUUGCAAAUGUGGGAAAGCAAGACGCCAAGAAGCAUCUAGAGGAACACGUCUCAAACCUCAUGUCUUCGAACAUUAUCCAAACUUUGGGGACUAUGCUCGACACAGUUGUCUUCUAGUAGUUCUAAUUGCACUUGGAAAGCCAAUCGUGUGUGAGCUAGGUUCUCACUUCGAACAGAGUCCCGUAAAUGGACAAUGCAGCUAUCAUAUCUUACAGUUCCUAGUUCUAUCUUGCUGUGUACUGUUGAGUUUGUAUCGGGAUGGAGCCACUUUACUGGCACUUAACAUUCGCAUUCAAACGCCUACGUUAUUCUUCAUUUUGCUA
Messenger RNA from Andrographis paniculata, 1198 nucleotides. Its product is annotated as 26S proteasome non-ATPase regulatory subunit 14 homolog. Gene Ontology annotation, biological process: proteasome-mediated ubiquitin-dependent protein catabolic process; protein deubiquitination. The coding region runs from base 54 to 992 and encodes 312 amino acids. Lineage: Eukaryota; Viridiplantae; Streptophyta; Magnoliopsida; Lamiales; Acanthaceae. Gene Ontology annotation, cellular component: proteasome regulatory particle, lid subcomplex. Gene Ontology annotation, molecular function: metallopeptidase activity; protein binding; proteasome binding. The transcript is spliced from 6 exons. The record is from RefSeq and is a predicted model, not a curated record.